Molecule: messenger RNA, 2776 nt
Organism: Rhinichthys klamathensis goyatoka
Lineage: Eukaryota; Metazoa; Chordata; Actinopteri; Cypriniformes; Leuciscidae
Gene: slc45a1
Product: solute carrier family 45 member 1
Exons: 10
Coding region: 114-2507 (797 amino acids)
Biological process (GO): transmembrane transport
Cellular component (GO): membrane
Molecular function (GO): sucrose:proton symporter activity
Source: RefSeq, a predicted model, not a curated record
AAGGACGAAAGAGGAAGAAACGUUAAACAGCAGCGUCAACAUGAUUUGCCGUUCCGUCUGCUGUUUGCAAACCAGUAAUGCAUGAAGAGCAUCCCGGAUAAAGUGUGAGCAGAAUGUCAUCUCCUGGAAUGGGCACCUCGAGCGACCCCCUGUUGUCCAGUCCUGUGGGGGGGAAGUUCGGGACUGCCCAGGAUGGCACAUGGAGACCCACUCUGUCCAAGACGUCCAGCUUCCCAGCGUCCACCACACGGCACCUCAGUCACAGAGCCAAUAACUUCCAGAGGCACCCGAAGCGCCGGAAACUGAUCAGGCCGUCUCCUCCUCCGCCGCCGAACACCCCGUGUCCCCUGGAACAGCUCGACCUCACCGAACUGCCCCCGAGACGCACUUUCCCCGAGCUUCUCUUCAAUGGAUCCAUCUUGUUUGGUAUCGAGUUCAGCUACGCGAUGGAAACGGCGUAUGUUACUCCUGUGUUACUUCAGAUGGGGCUGCCCGACCAGUUCUACAGUCUUGUGUGGUUCAUCAGUCCAAUCUUAGGAUUCCUGCUGCAACCCAUUCUUGGAGCAUGGAGUGACCGAUGCACGUCUCGCUUUGGCCGCAGGAGACCUUUUAUUUUUGCCCUGGCGAUAGGGGCUCUGCUGGGUCUAACACUGGUGCUGAAUGGAAGAGACAUUGGAUCAGCGCUGGCGGACACAACCCUGGAUCACAAGUGGGGCAUCGUGCUGACGGUGUGUGGUGUGGUUCUGAUGGACUUCAGCGCGGACUCAGCCGACAACCCCAGUCAUGCGUACAUGAUGGAUGUGUGUAGCCCAGAGGACCAAGACCGAGGCCUAAAUAUACAUGCUCUUCUGGCAGGCCUUGGAGGCGGGUUUGGUUACAUUGUGGGUGGCAUUAACUGGGACAAGACUGAGUUCGGAAGGUCAAUAGGUGGCCAGCUCCGGGUCAUAUACCUGUUCACCAGCAUCACCCUCGCCGCCACCACGGCCAUGACCCUCACGAGUAUUCCUGAGCGAACUCUCCCCAAGUCCCAGCCUCAAACCAGAAGCGGCCAAAACCUGAAGAGCCCCAACCUCCCUCUUCCGCCCUCCCCCCCGCCUCCUCCUGGGGCUGCUGUCGAGCAGGACGAAGAGGACGAAGAAGAAGCCCUAUAUAACAGCCAGUUCUCCAAUUACCGCUACCAGGAUCCACUGGGUCGCUCGAGCAGCGCCAACGCACGUCUCUACGCAGGCCUCACCAGCCCCAUCUCCCCUCUCAGUCCUCUGACACCCAAAUACGGCAGCUUCAUCAGUCGGGACAACUCGCUCACAGGCAUUAAUGAGUUUGCUUCCUCCUUAGGCACCUCCUACAUAGACAGAGUAUUGAUUGAAUGCUACACGGGACAGCAGACUCCUCAGCCAAUAGAACCAGAGUCACCGGGAGAAACGCCCCCUCCUCAAGGGCAGAGUGAAACACCUGGUGCAAAUGAAGUUUCACAGCAAAACACACACUCGCAGCCUAACGGAGAGUUGCAGGCGAGUGAAGCGCUGCAAGCCAAUGAGCAAAAUCAAGCCAUCGACCCCGCGGAGCCUAAUGAGGCGUCGGGGUCCCAGAGAGGCAGUUCCUCAGGGAUACUGAAGCGUCCUCAGAGUCUGGCCUUAAUAGAGGACCCGCUCAUGACUCAAAGCGGUGCCGGCUUGGACAACGGUCGUAGACGCACCGUCACUUUCAGUCAACAGGUGGCAAAUAUCCUGCUGAAUGGAAUGCGCUAUGACAGUGACCUCAGUGGCAGCCAUGAAGGAGCAGACUCCCAGAUGUCAAUCCUGCUGCUCUGUACCGCCAUCUGCAGGAUGCCUCCAUGUUUACGAAGCCUGUGCACCAACCAUUUCCUGGGUUGGUUGUCGUUUGAGGGGAUGCUGCUCUUCUACACCGACUUCAUGGGGGAGGUUGUGUUCGGUGGAGACCCAAAGGCUCACCACGAUUCAGAGGAGUACAAGCGCUACAACUCUGGCGUCACAAUGGGCUGCUGGGGGAUGUGCAUCUAUGCAUUCAGUGCUGCUUUUUAUUCAGCCAUUCUGGAGAAGCUGGAGGAGCGCUUCUCAUUGCGUUCGCUGUAUUUUUUCGCCUAUCUGGCCUUUGGUUUGGGCACAGGACUGGCCACGCUCUCCACAAACCUGUACGUGCUGCUGUCUCUCUGCGUCACCUACGGAGUGCUCUUCUCUUCUCUCUGUACGCUGCCUUACUCUCUGCUCUGUGAAUAUUACCAGAGCCCGCAGUUCUGCGGCUCAUCCGAGGACGGGACCAGGCGGGGUAUGGGGGUGGACAUCUCCCUGCUCAGCUGCCAGUACUUCCUGGCUCAAAUCCUGGUUUCCGUGGCGAUGGGCCCUCUGACAUCACUGGUGGGCGGGGCCCAGGGCGUGAUGUACUUUUCGAGUCUGAUGUCAUUUGUGGGGUGCCUGUACUCCUCACUGUGUGUGGUGUACCAUCUGCCAGCACCCGAGGGCAGAGCGGACGUUGAGGCUGAGGCGUGAGUGAUCGGAAACAGGCCCUGUGCGGAAGAACAAGACAAAUGUAUUGUUUGGUGACUACAACAAAUCUGGACAACAAAUCCGGACUCUCCACCUCAGAAAUGUGCGCCUGUAUUGCCAAGCAUCUUUUUAUGUUUUGUCUGUUUUGCUUUGCAAUACAUGCGACACGUCAUACUUUUUAAAAAACUCAUGUUCACCAGGUAGCAAGCCAAUCAAGAAGCGACGAAUAAAGAACUGAACGAGACGAAAUUCAUCACUUUUUUGCCUAAUCU